AUGUUUUUUCUCUGGCUCCUACAGAGCAACGGCCAGUGUCACUGUAAACCCAACGUGUGCAGUGGCACCUGCUCUGUGUGUAAAGAUGGAUACUUCAACCUGCAGAGUGGCAGCUUCUUCGGCUGUCAAGGUAACCCUUCGACUACUGUUACCACCACCAAGUGAAUUUUACUCUGCCCAGAGUACCACCUCAUGUUACCAGUAGGCCUAUGGUCUGCUGAGUCUUCUCAAGUACCCGCUGUGGAUAGACCAAGUACUCCAGCAGUCCUAGUACCCCUGGUUGAGAACCACUGGUCUAAGGGAACCAGCAGGAAUCAAACCUGGGUUUCCCGCUCUCGCCAACCCAACAUCUUAACCAUUAGAUCAAGAGGACAUCCUCAUGGUCCGAGGGCAACAGUUGGGCUUUAUUGUCUCAAGCAGAGCUACCUCUUCACGAGAGUGGGAUUCCCAAAAAAUCUCCUCUGCUACAAUAACGCCAGUCUGUUGUACUAUAAAUUAAAGUAAUAGGAUGUGCAGAUUGUGUACAGCAGUAUACCAAGUCCUCUAUGUUGCAGGUUGUCGGUGUGACAUUGGGGGAUCAGUGGGUCAGUCGUGUGGGGAGAAGACCGGGAGAUGUCGCUGCAGACCAAAAGUGGAAGGACCCAAGUGUAACAUGUGAGUGAAAAAUGGUGUAAAAAACAUUCACUUUGCGUCGACACAACCAAUAGAAAAAGAAGAAGAUUCCAUUGUAAUUCCCUGAUCACUUUUUUUUUUAACCCAACCCCCGAGAAACACACAAUAUCCAACAGGAGGCCUUCUUUUUAAACUCAAAAAAUCGUAUUUUAAAGACCGAUUUAUUUAAAACCAGUAUUUUCCGUCUCCUAUCCUAGGCCUUAUCCGGACCACUACUUUCCAGACCUGCACCACCUGAAGUUUGAGAUAGAGGAGGGCACCAUGCUGGACGGGCGGCCGGUGCGUUUUGGGUAUAACCCCUUGGAGUUUGAAGGGUUCAGCUGGAGAGGUUACGCUCAGAUGUCCUCCAUUCAG
Coregonus sp. 'balchen' is the source of this 1026-nucleotide messenger RNA. Lineage: Eukaryota; Metazoa; Chordata; Actinopteri; Salmoniformes; Salmonidae. The record is from the annotation of a GenBank genome assembly.